This is a messenger RNA of Drechmeria coniospora, 582 nucleotides long. RefSeq names its product Golgi apparatus membrane protein tvp-23. Bases 1 to 582 code for a protein of 193 amino acids. The record is from RefSeq and is a predicted model, not a curated record. NCBI's taxonomy places the organism in Eukaryota, Fungi, Ascomycota, Sordariomycetes, Hypocreales, Ophiocordycipitaceae. Gene Ontology annotation, cellular component: Golgi membrane. The transcript is spliced from 4 exons. Gene Ontology annotation, biological process: protein secretion; vesicle-mediated transport.
AUGGACGCGGCGCAGAACAACAACCCCGGCGCGCUGAGCUGGCGGCUGAGCUCGCAUCCCAUCACCCUCUUGACGUUCCUGGCUUUCAGGAUAUCAAGCGUCUUGAUAUACUUUCUCGGCCUCUGGAUCAUACAUAGCAUGAUCAUGAUCUUCAUCAUCACCAUACUCCUCCUCGCCGCCGACUUCUACUACCUCAAGAACAUCGCCGGCCGCCGCCUCGUCGGACUGCGCUGGUGGAACGAGGUCAACUCGCAGACGGGCGAGUCCCAGUGGGUGUUUGAGAGCAGCGACCCGGCCACGAAGAUUGUCAACAGCACAGACUCGCGCUUCUUCUGGCUCGCCCUCUACCUCCAGCCCGUCCUGUGGCUCCUGCUGGCCAUCUUGGCCCUCGUGCGCCUCCAGUUUUUGUGGCUGCCUCUUGUCGUCAUCGCCCUCGUCCUCACUAUCAUGAACACCCUUGCCUUCUCCCGCUGCGACAAGUUUGGCCAGGCGUCUAAUCUGGCCGGAAGCGCCCUCGGCACGACAAACCUGGCGGGCAGCAUCGCGAGCAACAUGUUCAGCCGCUUUCUCACUCGCAACUGA